UCAGCAUCAACAUUUAUGAAGUCACUUCACAUUUAUAGACUUUAUAUUUUCUGUCAUCACAGACUUAUUAACUGUGGACUCACAGAGACGCACUGUGAAGUUGUGGCCUCAGCUCUGAAGUCCAACCCGUCACAUCUGACACAUCUGGACCUGAGUGGAAACAACCUGCAGGACUCAGUGAAGGUUCUGUGUGCUGGACUGGAGAGUCCUCACUGUCGACUGGAGACUCUGAGAUUGAGAGGCUGCAGUUUGUCAGAGAUCAGCUGUGAUUCUCUGGUCUCAGCUCUGAAGUCCAACCCGUCACAUCUGACACAACUGGACCUGAGUAACAACAACCUGCAGGAUUCAGGAGUGAAGCAUCUGUGUGGUUUUCUGGAGAGUCGUCACUGUCGACUGGAGACUCUGAGAUUGAGGAAUUGCAGUUUGUCAGAGAUCAGCUGUGAUUCUCUGGUCUCAGCUCUGAAGUCCAACCCGUCACAUCUGAUACAACUGGACCUGAGCUGGAACAACCUGCAGGAUUCAGGAGUGAAGCAUCUGUGUGGUUUUCUGGAGAGUCGUCACUGUCGACUGGAGACUCUGAGGUCAGACUCCAUGUUUUAGUUUUGUUAGUUUAAUGUGAUGUGAACUGUAGCAGGUUCAUCAUGAGGUCAAAUCACCUUCAGGACUGAUCAAAUUCAACUGUUCAAUGACUAAAAGGAACAAAGUAAAAAAAGUCAGUAAGUGUUGACGAUGGUUUAAUAGAGAAAAUGUGAUUUAAAUGUUUUAUGAUGUUUGACUAUGACUUUUAGAACUGACUGAGACUAAAUGAAGACACUUGUAUAAAGCAGCUACAGAGAAUCUUCUUGGAGCAAAUAGAAGCAGGAGAGAAUCAGCAGCAGCUCCAGAACAGGACAAACAGAACUAAAUAGUUGAGUGAAGCUCAUUAAUGAUCAUCAAACACCACAGACAGUGGAUGAUGUUUGAUUGGAGGAGGAUAGUGUCAUAGUGUUAACGGAAGUAACCGGGAAAUGUUCUGCCUGUACGGUGGAUCGCUUCUUUCAUCAUUCCCUAAAGAGUAUAUGAUUGAAAGUUUUGUUUUGCAUGUUUUUACUGUCCUUUUUUUAGCAUUAGGUUAACAUAUUUAAUCUCAUGAUUAUUUGCCAUAUGUGGACGGUGAACUCGUACUUCAGAAUGUUCUCGAAUCAUGAAUAUUAAACAAAAAUGCAUCACCUCUAAUAAACUAAAUGAAAUAGAACGUUCUGUGUGCUGGACUUAUUAUAGGAGCCUCUUAGCUCUCUGUCAAACUAGAAAGCAGCUUUACACACUAGCAGUGACAGAAUACUGAAAGAAAUCCAUGACGACAUCAUGAGACACUGAAUGGUUUCAACUGACUCUUUGAUUUCUACUG
Betta splendens (Siamese fighting fish) is the source of this 1387-nucleotide messenger RNA. Its product is annotated as ribonuclease inhibitor-like. The transcript is spliced from 3 exons. Lineage: Eukaryota; Metazoa; Chordata; Actinopteri; Anabantiformes; Osphronemidae. The coding region runs from base 16 to 600 and encodes 194 amino acids. The record is from RefSeq and is a predicted model, not a curated record. Gene Ontology annotation, molecular function: protein binding.